AUGAGCUGUUCCCAAGUGAUGUAUCAGCCUUAUUCAAGUUACUUUCCAUACCCGCAACGGCCAUCACCGGCCAGUGGUCAUCACCACCACCAUCAUCACCAUCAGUCACCAACUACUGCUUCCAUAUUUGGCGCCACAAGUUUCACGCCAAUGGACACAACAGGCAGUCGCUCAGCACUAGCUUUCAGUGACAACAGUUCGCUGUCAUCAACAUCUUCACUGAUGACGGCCAACAAUCAUACAGUUGCCAUUAGCAGCACCGGGUCGUCCAGAAAACUACUCGACCCGUCGUCUCCACCCUUAACACUCCAACCCUUACAGUCAUCGACAUCUAAUUCCCGUAAAAACAUGGAAACAUCACCUAAAGAAUCUAUACCUAACACAAGAGCCUCGUCUUCUUCUUCAUCAUCUGCUGGAGGUUCAGGUGGAGGCGGGAGUGGACCACAACUAAGUACACAAUCCGGUGCUAAUAAUAAUAAUAAUAAUAAUAGUCUUAGAGACAAUGCCAGUGAUGCUCAGUACUUAUCCGCCAAUUGUGUUGUUUAUACAUAUUUUUCUGGUGAUACUUCAUCUGUUGUCGACCAACACUUCAACAGAGCUCUUAAUCAACAGACAUACAACUCAGCUAAUGAUAAGCAAACUAAAGAUAUACCGGUGCCAAUGUCUCAGCGAAGUUUUCCGCCAUCAUUUUGGAAUGUCAACCAUCAGCCGGUGCUCUCAGCAAACCAUCAUUCAAGUCAUACCACAUCUUCAUCAUCGGUCUCAUCGGCACUUUGUUUACCGACACCGAGCACUUCAUCGUCAGCACCAAUGCAUGAGUUAUAUGCCGAUGCUUACCACCAUUCGGGUGCAUUACACGCAGCUUCCAUACAUCAUCAGAACGAUCCCUGGCAUUACACUCUAUCAGCUACCGCUGCUAAUCCAUACAGUGCUCAUCAUCACCACAGGGCUGCCGCAUCCAUACAUGACUUAAGCAGUUACUCGAGUGCCGCCAGCAAUAGAUUCAAUGCCCAAUAUAGCUCACUAUUGUUACAACCGGCAUCUAUGAGGUCAACACGUUUAACACCGGUUUCUGCCACGUGUUCGGGCUUUGAUAAGUCGACAAAUGAUACAAUGAGUUGGCCAACUACUAGCCGUUACCACGAGUCGGCCAUGAACUUUGCGGCACAUCCAUCUAUUGAUCCCAGCAAUUAUAGUGCCAGUGCUGCCUAUGGGGCCGCUAUGAGUGCUGCCAUGUCUGGACUCGACACAACAGUUCAGGACUCAAGUAAAGAUCUUUAUUGGUUUUGA
This is a messenger RNA of Oppia nitens, 1290 nucleotides long. RefSeq names its product probable serine/threonine-protein kinase DDB_G0282963. The coding region runs from base 1 to 1290 and encodes 429 amino acids. NCBI's taxonomy places the organism in Eukaryota, Metazoa, Arthropoda, Arachnida, Sarcoptiformes, Oppiidae. Gene Ontology annotation, biological process: regulation of transcription by RNA polymerase II. The transcript has 3 exons. Gene Ontology annotation, cellular component: nucleus. The record is from RefSeq and is a predicted model, not a curated record.